GUUAGAAUGAUCUAAAAUGACACCCGGGUUUACCAGUAAAACGCGUCAUACAUGUGUAAUAUGUACAUGUAAUGUAUGACGAAGCAAAAUAUUGAAUAUGUAAACAACGUAGGCUUCCUAUACUAAGUGAUCUGAUUAUAUUUAAACUAGAACGGUGUAUUUUUAGUCCACUGUGUUUUUUUCGGUCACGGGUUUUAAAUGCCAUUCAAGAAAAUUAUUUCAAAAUGGUAGGAAGGAAAGAAGUUUUAAGCUUACUUGUUUCAACUGUUUCAACUACAGUAGAGUGUGCCAGAAGUUCAACAUGUAUGGCUUUAGAUGGAUCAUACUGGAAUAGUUGUUAUUAUGGUUGCUGUGGUAACUCAACAUUUAAUGGAUAUGGUACUGUACCCUGCUGCCAAAAUGAAGACCCUCCUCAGUAUUCCUACUUGUUGCUAGCCAUUGGAUUACUGAUACCUUGUGCAAUAUGUUUAAUGGUUUUGAGAAGAACAGGAGAGAGAUGUCGACGUCCGAUACCAGUAAAUAGUCGAUCCCGAGGCGAAGAGAAUCUACGAGGCAGCAUGCCGGGAUAUGGAGGUCGAAGAUUAAUGGUGACGACCAUAGCUGAUCUGUUAAUGUCUUCUCGAGACCAACAUCGUGAUAGAUGUGAUUCAACUGCCGAGAUCAUCACACCACCAGCUUACGAAGAUGUAGUUAAAGAAUCAAAUGAUGAAAAUUUACCGCCAGCCUAUUCUGAAGUACUUAAAAUGGACUCUGAAUGUCCAAAUCCAUUAUACGUGUUGUCUCAAAGUCAUCCUUACUAUCAUUCCAAUCAUCAAACUACAGAUGGAACAGUUAUACAAGGACCAUCUUCAUCCAUACACAGUCCGGACAAUAGUGAAAAUCAUAUUAGUAUAUCAGUAGAACAUAUAUCGCCAGACACUGGUGAAAAUACGAUAUCGGAAAGCUCGUUCGAUAAUCGUGGUUUUACACCAGAAACGUCUGGCCAAGCAGAUCGAUGCACGACCAGUCAAAGCAGUGAAACAACAACAGACAAUCAAAACUCAACAUGACCAAUCAAAACCUUUUAAAUUACUUAUUAUAUAUACAUUGAGCUGUUCAAGUGUGGUACAUUUGCUGUAUACCCAUUUGUUUCAGAAUGGAAUAUUAUACAAAAACACACAUAUAUAUGUGAUUUUCGUGCGUGAAAAACAUGUUUCUGUUAUGGCCGAAAUGUACUGUAUCGCCGGUACGCUCUUGGACUUAAGUUUAGAAAGCCAAAAGAUUUGAGAGUAUGAAAAUCAAAAAGAGUAGUCAAAUGUUAGCCUUAGAGAAUUGUUACUUUAUAGUCUCAUCACAAUGCCUUAAUUCUAUGAACUGAAAAUGUAGACAUGUAUAAUGUACAAUGAUGUAUAAAUAUGUAUUCAACUGUGUCCUUUAGUCAGUUUUAAGGGUAUAUUCGUUCUCGGACCUCUUAAGUUUCCCUAGCCCGUUGCAGUUAUUCAUCUUUUAUUAUUUCCAAGUCAUACAUUUGACUUGCCCCAAAAUGAAAAGAAAAAGAAAUUUUCAUUAAGAAAGACGAAAUAAUUAAUAUUUUUUAUUUAAGUUUAUUGUAUAUAUACGGCUUUCACUUUUUUCCCCAAUUGUUUUAUUACCUCUUUUUAUGUAUACUGUAUGUAUUUAUUGUUAUAAAAUAUUUAUUGUUUAUA
Molecule: messenger RNA, 1685 nt
Organism: Mytilus trossulus (common blue mussel)
Lineage: Eukaryota; Metazoa; Mollusca; Bivalvia; Mytilida; Mytilidae
Exons: 4
Coding region: 225-1049 (274 amino acids)
Source: RefSeq, a predicted model, not a curated record